GGCGCGUCAUGUGACCGGCGGCGCUGCGGGCCGGAGGGCAUGGCCGCCUCCCGCCCGCCCCGGGUGGUGCCGGGCGAAGCCUCCGAGAGCGACUCGGAGCCAGAGCUGCUGGUGGAGACCUCAGCGGAGGCGCCCGGAGCCGGGCUGAAGGUGCCGGGCGAAGCCUCCGAGACGGAAGACGAGGAGGAGGAGGAGCAGAGGCCGAAGACGCCGCCGGUGCCGGCGGAGGAGCCGGCGGCCGUGUGGGGGGGCGGCCCCUCGCUGCUGCAGCAGCGGCUGCGGGAGGGCACGGGGCGGCUGCGGGGCGCGGUGGGCAGCGCCCUGCGGCACAGCUACGGCAGCGCGGCGCGCAGCCUGGGCGGGCUGGGGGGAGCGCUGGGCCGGGCGCAGGUCACCGCCGCCGCCGCCGCGCACUGCCUGCGCCUGGCCCGCCGCGACCUGCGCGCCGUGGCCGACACCAUCGACAUCGUCACGGCCUGUCACCUCCUGCCCGACAUCCGCGGGCAGCUCUGACCCCGCCGCUGUGGGGUACCGCCGGCACCGGCACCCGGCAGACAUCUGCGGGCAGCUGCCAGCAUCACUGCUGUGAUGGCAGCGGCAGUACCGCACCUGUCACCGUCAGGAUCAGCACUGCAGUGUCCUGCCCAGGGUGGAGCUGUGCUGGCACCGAGUCAUGUGUGCAGCACCCCACACUGACCCUGGAGACCUCCUCACCACGAUGGCAUCAUCACCAGUGCAGCCACAGUGACACUAAACUUUGGCACAGAGAUUUCCAGCCUGGUGCCCCAGGAUCUGCAUGCUCUGGUGACAUCGUCACUGCUGGUCCCCUGGCUGCUGCCACCAUCCCUGAACUGUACCCUGGUGCUGGCUUGGUACCACUGUCUCCAAAUGCCACUGUUUUACGUGACAUGGAACUGAAUAAAGCCGUGGUGGUGUCAGAGCCAUAGUGGGGCACUACUGGCCCACUAUGAGGACAUUGUG
Messenger RNA from Oenanthe melanoleuca, 981 nucleotides. It is a transcript of the gene BLOC1S3, whose product is annotated as biogenesis of lysosomal organelles complex 1 subunit 3. The record is from RefSeq and is a predicted model, not a curated record. The coding region runs from base 40 to 513 and encodes 157 amino acids. The transcript is spliced from 2 exons. Lineage: Eukaryota; Metazoa; Chordata; Aves; Passeriformes; Muscicapidae. Gene Ontology annotation, cellular component: BLOC-1 complex.